CAGUAGUGCAGCGGUAUCAGUCGCGAAAUCAUGGCCGCGCCGAUACCACACCACAACAGUGAUAACGUACCCUUGACGUACGGCGAACGUGAUCUCCACUAUUAAUAUAACUAGUCUGCUGAUGUUUCAUAAAUACACAAACAACUAGGUUAUUUGACUCAAGUGAAAAUGGGUGUGCCAAUGAUAAAAAAAUGCUGUUAUUGUGCGACUUUACAUAUGGGAACACUGAUCAUUGGAUAUGUUUAUUCCGCAUGGGCCCUGAUAGAGCUAGCUAUCUACUGCCUGCUGGUGACGCUGGCGCCGCUCGGCACGGACGGGAAAGUGUCCACGCACAAGUUCAUCCUCUACACCACCGCGGCUGUGGUCAGCGGACUGCAUCUCAUAUGCUCUCUGCUACUGGUGGUGGCGGCCUAUAAGAAACUGGCAUCCCUGACGCUGCCGUGGACGAUAGUGACGGGCAUCAUCACGGCCAUCUUCUUCCUGCUGUCCUUCACCGGCGUCAGCCUCGUGUUGCAGGACGAGGGCGAGAUGCUGGAGGUCGAAAUCAUCAUCAUAUCCAUACACCUCGCUAGAGCUUGCAUAUCAGUAUACUGCAUAAUAGUGGUCCACAGUCGGCACAAAGAGAUCAUGAACGAAGAAAACGAAAGAAUAUUCCAACAUUCUGGCAGACUUUACCAGCCUGUCAAAACUGAUGACCAUGCUCUAUGAAGAAAAUGUAUGACGAAUAAACUUCGGGACAACCCAGUUUUUACGUUACAGGGUUUUCUACCCUAAGAAUAUAAUGGACGCUUUAUACCUACUAAGGGAGUCACAGGUUGUAUCUAAAUAGAAAAAUAUAUUAGGUUUAAAAGUCCUACCUACUUACUUACCCUUCGUCGUGCUGGUAAAUUGUCAUUCAAUUAUUUAUUACUACAGGGAAUUUCUUUCCUGAAGAUCUAGUCGAAAAGAAGCUUCUCAAGUUGAUGCAAGAAGUUCAGAUUACCUAGAUACCCAUUUAAGUGCUUAAACUUUUUAGUUUACUUUAAGAAAAUUGUACUUUCACAUCUUUAGGGUUCGUGGUUCAGGGGCACCGGGCUAUCGUUUUUUCCGGAAAUUUAUUGAUAAAUGGAGUAACUUUACGGAUAAGUACAAUGAGUUAAAUCAAGAUGUGUUUAUUGAUUUGAUUAUUUCCUGUGGGAACGCAAACCCUUCGUAACGUAAGGCGUUACGCGCCUGACUCUUUUUUUUGUAGUCUAGUUACUACAUCUGUCGACUGUCGAGUGCUGAGAAUAAAAAAAUAAAAAA
Messenger RNA from Trichoplusia ni (cabbage looper), 1284 nucleotides. RefSeq lists its product as uncharacterized. The record is from RefSeq and is a predicted model, not a curated record. Bases 169 to 708 code for a protein of 179 amino acids. NCBI's taxonomy places the organism in Eukaryota, Metazoa, Arthropoda, Insecta, Lepidoptera, Noctuidae. The transcript has 4 exons.